Molecule: messenger RNA, 1108 nt
Organism: Limulus polyphemus (Atlantic horseshoe crab)
Lineage: Eukaryota; Metazoa; Arthropoda; Merostomata; Xiphosura; Limulidae
Product: synaptotagmin-6-like
Exons: 7
Coding region: 153-1091 (312 amino acids)
Biological process (GO): regulation of calcium ion-dependent exocytosis; regulation of dopamine secretion; cellular response to calcium ion
Molecular function (GO): SNARE binding; phosphatidylserine binding; calcium-dependent phospholipid binding
Source: RefSeq, a predicted model, not a curated record
GUUUUGUGCCGGUGUUAGUUACGUAUCUAUCUAGCUGUUGGCCUGCUCAACUCAGACGGCUGGGGUGAGAUCUGAAGCUUAAAACCAAGUUGCUUAAUGUCAGUGCCUCAAGCUUCGUUUGUUUCAACUUAGUUGCUUUUAAAGCUAUAAAAAUGAUGAAGGAUUUAGCUGUUGCUGCUAUACUCAUCUGCAUCAGUGCUGCAGUUAUAGCCAUCUUUUACGGACUGUGUCGAAUAUUGGGUGGCUGGACAUGGCUGAAUACUUGGAUGACCGGAAGUAAAGAAGAAACAGCUCAUUUGACAAACUGUGAUGACCAUUAUAUGAAAGGCUAUAGCAAUAUGGUUGAUUCUGACCUAGCACUGGAUACAUGUGAAAACUACAAACAUUAUGGCGACGGUAUUAACGAGGUUAAUUUAGUUGGUGAAGUAAAAGUAAUAGAAAACAAAGUCGACUCAAUACCUCUUAUUCCUCGUCCAUACACUUGGAUACGUCAGCACUCUGCACCAGAUCCCUCAAACCAGUCAAUAUCGCCUACUGAAAACAUUAUUAGACAGCCAUCUAGUGACAGCGAAGAUAAAACUAGUCCGGAAUGUGAACUACCAGAUAUCUUAGCAUUUAACGGUUCAAGCACGAAGCUAAAGAGAGCGUUAUCCUGUACCAGUGUUAGUUCUGACACAUCUGUUGUGUUGGAUACUCUUGAGUCACCACAGAGCAACGGUGAACUGGAGAUAGGGUUAGAAUAUGAUAGUGAAACAGAAGACCUUAUCGUAAUAGUUAACAAAGCACGUAACCUAAUAGGACCGGAUCCCAACAUGAACGUUGACAGCUACGUUCGAGUGUUUCUGUUGCCGGAUAAAACAACAAACAUGCAAACAAGGAUUCAAAGACGUACUGCCGAUCCUUUGUUCAAAGAAAGGUUUCUUUUUGGAGUCGACAGUCGAGACCUCGGUCAGAGAUCGGUGCUUUGUUACAUCUUCACAUCAGAUAAAUACACAAACACCUUGAUAGGAGAAGCCGAGAUCAAGUUGGCAGACGUAGAUUUUAGAAAACCAUAUUUAAAUUGGAUGCCCAUCUUAGACUCAAAUCCGUAGAAACUGACAGAUCUUGG